This is a messenger RNA of Onychostoma macrolepis, 6517 nucleotides long. It is a transcript of the gene myh7ba, whose product is annotated as myosin, heavy chain 7B, cardiac muscle, beta a. The record is from RefSeq and is a predicted model, not a curated record. The coding region runs from base 71 to 5887 and encodes 1938 amino acids. Gene Ontology annotation, molecular function: cytoskeletal motor activity; actin filament binding; ATP binding. Gene Ontology annotation, cellular component: myosin complex. The transcript has 41 exons. NCBI's taxonomy places the organism in Eukaryota, Metazoa, Chordata, Actinopteri, Cypriniformes, Cyprinidae.
CUUUGUCUUCUUUUAAGGUUAUCUGGAAAGUUUUGCCUUCAGUAAGUAAGGGAGCAGUGGAUUUAUCAUCAUGUCGAGAUUGUUGGAUAUGAAAGAGUUUGGAGAAGCUGCUCCGUUUCUGCGCAAAUCCGACCUGGAGCUGCUGGCAGCGCAAACUGUGGCGUUUGAUGGAAAGAAACGCGCUUGGAUAGCAGAUGAAAAGGACGCGUACAUUGCGGUGGAAAUCAGGGAGAUUGAUGGUGACAAAGUCAUCGUUGAGACCAAGGACGGCAAGUGUUUAACUGUGAAGGAGGAUGACAUUCAACAGAUGAACCCUCCGAAGUUUGACAUGAUAGAGGACAUGGCCAUGCUCACACACCUGAAUGAGGCUUCGGUGCUCUAUAAUCUGCGGAGGCGCUACAGCAGUUGGAUGAUCUAUACAUAUUCUGGACUCUUCUGUGUGACCGUGAACCCAUAUAAAUGGCUUCCCGUCUACACGGCCCCUGUAGUGGCUGCCUACAAAGGCAAACGUCGCUCCGAGGUUCCACCUCACAUCUAUUCCAUCGCUGACAAUGCCUACAAUGACAUGUUGCGCAAUCGUGAGAAUCAGUCCAUGCUAAUCACCGGAGAAUCUGGUGCUGGCAAAACAGUAAACACGAAACGUGUAAUUCAGUAUUUUGCCAUAGUAGCGGCUCUGGGUGAGGCACCGACUAAAAAAGGAGGUACUUUAGAAGACCAGAUUAUUGAAGCCAAUCCUGCAAUGGAGGCUUUUGGAAAUGCCAAGACAUUGAGGAACGACAACUCGUCCCGUUUUGGUAAGUUCAUCAGGAUCCAUUUUGGACCAACGGGGAAACUGGCUUCCGCUGACAUUGAUAUAUAUCUUCUGGAAAAAUCCAGAGUGAUAUUUCAGCAGCCUGGAGAGCGUAGUUACCACAUCUACUACCAGAUCAUGUCACAAAAGAAGCCUGAACUUCUUGACAUGCUUCUGGUCUCUUCAAACCCCUAUGACUACCAUUUUUGCUCCCAAGGAGUGACAAUGGUAGAGAAUAUGGAUGACGGGCAGGAGCUUAUGGCUACUGAUCAUGCCAUGGAUAUCCUUGGCUUCACUCCAGAAGAAAAGUAUGGCUGCUAUAAAAUAGUAGGGGCCAUCAUGCACUUCGGGAACAUGAAAUUCAAACAGAAGCAGAGGGAAGAGCAGGCAGAGGCCGAUGGCACUGAAAGUGUUGAUAAGGCCUCCUAUCUGAUGGGUGUUAGCUCAGCAGACCUCAUAAAGGGUCUUCUGCACCCUAGAGUGAAGGUGGGCAACGAGUAUGUGGUUAAAGGACAGAAUGUCGAACAGGUUAACUAUGCCGUGGGAGCUCUGGCCAAAGCCACUUAUGACCGCAUGUUCAAGUGGUUGGUGGGGCGUAUAAAUAGGACGCUCUACACCGUUCUGCCACGCCAGUUCUUUAUCGGAGUGCUGGACAUUGCCGGCUUUGAGGUCUUUGAGCUCAACAGCUUCGAGCAGCUCUGCAUCAACUUCACCAAUGAGAAACUGCAACAGUUUUUCAACCACCACAUGUUCAUCCUGGAACAAGAGGAGUACAAAAGGGAGGGCAUUGAGUGGACCUUUAUCGACUUUGGGCUUGACCUCCAGGCCUGCAUUGACCUCAUUGAAAAGCCCUUAGGAAUCAUGUCCAUCCUUGAAGAGGAGUGCAUGUUCCCUAAAGCUACCGACAACAGCUUCAAGGCAAAGCUGUUUGACAAUCACCUUGGCAAAUCUGCCAAUUUCCAAAAGCCAAGGCCUGACAAGAAGAGAAAGUUUGAGGCUCAUUUUGAGCUAGUGCACUAUGCAGGAGUGGUGCCAUAUAAUAUUAUUGGUUGGUUAGACAAAAACAAAGACCCCCUGAAUGAAACGGUGGUAGCUUGUUUCCAGAAAUCAGCCAACAAGCUUCUGGGCAGUCUAUAUGAGAAAUAUGUUAGCUCUGACUCAGCCUCUGACACAAAAACAGGCGGCAAGGAAAAGAGGAAAAAGGCUGCUUCCUUCCAGACAGUGUCACAGCUACACAAGGAGAAUCUCAACAAGCUGAUGACAAACUUGCGGAGCACUCAGCCCCAUUUUGUGCGCUGCAUUAUCCCCAAUGAGACCAAAACACCAGGUAUCAUGGAUGCUUACCUGGUGCUGCACCAGUUGCGCUGUAACGGAGUCCUGGAGGGCAUUCGCAUUUGCAGGAAGGGAUUUCCUAACAGAAUUCUUUAUGCCGAGUUCAAACAACGGUAUCGCAUUCUGAAUCCUCAUGCAAUCCCUGAUGACAAGUUUGUUGACAGCAGGAAGGCUGCAGAGAAACUUCUGGCUUCACUGGAUAUCGACCAUAAUCAGUAUAGAUUUGGACAUACUAAGGUGUUCUUUAAAGCUGGUCUGCUGGGACACCUGGAGGAGAUGAGGGACGAGUGUCUGGCUAAAGCUCUCACUCUACUGCAGGCCUCCAGCCGUGGCAAGAUCAUGAGGAUGGAGCUGACGAAGAUGAUGGAGAGGAAGGAGGCUCUUAUGAUCAUCCAGUGGAAUAUCCGGGCCUUCAACAUCGUGAAGAACUGGCCGUGGAUGAAACUUUUCUUCAAAAUCAAGCCCCUGCUGAGGAGCGCCGCCACGGAAAAAGAGCUGGCCGCUCUAAAAGAGGAGUUCCUGAAGCUAAAGGAGGCACUAGAGAAAUCAGAGUCCAAACGUAAGGAACUGGAAGAGAAACAGGUCAGCCUGAUCCAAGAGAAGAAUGACGUUUCCCUGCAGCUUCAGGCAGAGCAGGAUAACCUGGCAGAUGCAGAGGACCGUUGUGACCUGUUCAUCAAGACCAAGAUUCACCUUGAAGCCAAAGUGAAGGAGAUGACCGAACGCCUGGAAGACGAAGAGGAGAUGAAUGCUACUGUUCUUGCCAAAAAACGCAAGCUGGAGGAUGAGUGCGCUGAGUUGAAAAAGGACAUUGAUGAUCUGGAGAUAACCUUGGCCAAGGUAGAGAAGGAAAAGCAUGCCACUGAAAACAAGGUGAAGAAUCUGAUAGAAGAGAUGGCAGCUUUGGAUGAAACUAUUCUGAAGCUCACUAAAGAGAAGAAGGCCCUACAGGAGAGUCACCAGCAGACGCUGGAUGACUUGCAGACAGAGGAAGACAAAGUCAACACUCUGACUAAGGCCAAAGCCAAGUUGGAGCAGCAAGUAGAUGAUUUGGAGGGGUCCUUGGAACAGGAGAAGAAAUUGCGAAUGGACCUGGAACGGGCCAAACGCAAGCUGGAGGGCGAUCUCAAGCUGGCCAUGGAGUCUGUCGUGGACCUUGAAAAUGACAAGCAGCAAUUAGAGGAAAAGCUAAAGAAGAAAGAUUUUGAAAUGAACCAGAUCAGUUCGAAAAUUGAAGAUGAGCAAGUGCUCAUCAUUCAGCUUCAAAAGAAGAUCAAGGAAUUGCAGGCUCGUAUUGAGGAGCUCGAAGAGGAACUGGAAGCAGAGCGUUCCAUCCGAGCGAAGAUGGAGAAACAGCGAUGCGAUGCAUCCAAAGAGCUUGAAGAGCUCAGCGAGCGUCUCGAGGAAGCCGGAGGUGCCACGUCAGCUCAAAUUGAGAUGAAUAAAAAACGGGAGGCAGAUUUUCUAAAACUGCGUCGUGACCUUGAGGAGGCCAUAUUGCACCACGAGGCUAUGACUGCCGCACUGCGCAAAAAGCAUGCAGACAGUGUGGCUGAGCUGAGUGAGCAAAUUGACAGCCUUCAGCGGGUCAAACAGAAGUUGGAGAAGGAGAGAAGUGAGGCCAAGAUGGAGGCAGAUGACCUAACCUCCAAUUUAGAGCAGCUGGCAAAGAGCAAGGCUUCCACUGAGAAAACGUGUCGCCUCUAUGAGGACCAGAUGAACGAGUCAAAAGCCAAAGUGGAGGAGCUCCAAAGGCAACUCAGCGACACCAACAUACAGCGUGCCCGGGCUCAGGCUGAAAGCGCUGAGCUGGGCAGAAAGCUGGAGGAGCAUGAAGCUCUGGUGUCUCAACUGCAGCGCAAUAAAAACUCCCUUAGCCAAAACAUUGAGGAGCUUAAGAAACAGCUAGAUGAAGAAACCAAAUCAAAGAAUGCCUUGGCUCAUGCCCUGCAAUCAUCCAGGCAUGACUGUGAUCUGCUGAGGGAGCAGUAUGAUGAAGAGCAAGAGGGCAAAUCUGAGCUGCAGCGUGCACUGUCCAAGGCCAAUGCCGAAGUCGCCCAAUGGAGGACCAAGUAUGAGACAGACGCCAUACAGAAGACAGAGGAGCUUGAGGAAGCAAAGAAGAAGUUGGCCGUCCGCCUCCAAGAGGCUGAGGAACAAGUCGAGGCAUCAAACGCAAAGUGCUCCUCCCUAGAAAAGACCAAACAUCGACUGCAGUCUGAGAUUGAGGAUCUCGUAGUAGAUCUGGAGCGCUCUAAUGCAGCCGCCGCUGCCCUGGAUAAGAAGCAGAGGCAAUUUGACAAGAUUCUGGCUGAAUGGAAGCAGAAGUAUGAGGAGUGUCAGUCUGAGCUGGAGUCUUCACAGAAAGAGUCUCGUAAUCUGAGCACAGAGCUGUUUAAACUCAAGAACUCUUAUGAGGAGGCUCUGGACCAUCUGGAGAGCAUCAAAUGGGAGAAUAAAAAUAUACAGGAGGAGAUUUCUGACCUAAAUGACCAACUAGGCCAGGGCAGCAAGACCAUUCAUGAGCUUGAGAAGAUCAAGAAGGGCUUAGACCUGGAUAAGACUGAAAUUCAGGCAGCCCUGGAGGAAGCUGAAGGAACUCUGGAGCAUGAGGAGAGCAAGACUCUACAUAUACAGCUGGAGCUCAACCAGAUCAAAGCAGACAUUGACAGGAAGCUGGCUGAGAAAGAUGAGGAAAUCGACAAUCUUCGCCGUAACCAUCAGCGUGCCAUAGAGUCCAUGCAAGCCACCCUGGAUGCAGAAGCAAAAUCCCGUAAUGAAGCCAUUAGGUUGAAGAAGAAGAUGGAGGGCGACCUGAAUGAAAUGGAGGUUCAGCUGAACCAUGCAAAUCGCUUGGCCACCGAGUCCCAAAAAAUGGUCCGCAACCUGCAAACACAGAUUAAGGACCUUCAGAUAGAGCUGGAUGAGACUAUUCACCAGAAUGAAGAACUGAAGGAACAGGUUGCCGUUACUGAACGCAGAAACAACCUCCUGACUGCUGAGGUUGAAGAACUCAGAAGCCAGCUGGAGCAGAACGAUCGCGCCCGCAAACUGGCUGAGUAUGAGCUCCUGGAAACCACGGAGAGGGUCAACCUACUGCAAACCCAGAACACGUCACUGCUUAAUCAAAAGAAAAAGUUGGAGCGCGAUAUCUCCACGUUGUCUAGUGAGGUGGAUGAUGCUGUGCAGGAGUGCCGAAAUGCAGAAGAAAAAGCCAAAAAGGCCAUCACUGAUACUGCCAUGAUGGCAGAAGAGCUCAAGAAAGAGCAGGACACCAGCGCUCACCUGGAACGGAUGAAGAAGAACAUGGAGCAGACCAUCAAAGAUCUUCAGAUGCGUCUGGAUGAGGCUGAGCAGAUCGCUCUAAAAGGAGGCAAGAAACAAAUCCAGAAACUGGAAAGCAGGGUCAGAGACCUGGAGAGUGAGCUAGAAUCUGAGCAGAAAAAAAGCAAUGAAUUCCAGAAGGGAGUCAGCAAAUACGAGCGAAGGAUCAAGGAGCUCACCUACCAGACUGAAGAGGACAGGAAGAACAUGGCUCGUCUACAGGAGCUCAUAGACAAGCUGCAGGCCAAAGUUAAGACCUACAAGAGACAAGCAGAGGAGGUGGAGGAACAAGCUAAUACCAACUUGACUAAGUACAAGAAGAUCCAGCAUGAGCUGGACGACGCUGAGGAGCGAGCCGAGAUCGCGGAGUCUCAAAUGAAUAAACUACGUACUCGGACAAGAGACCCGGGUAGCAAGGCUAGUCCUAAGCUUGCAGAGUGAAGAGGAAGACCCUCUCAUAUAGGAUCACAGCCCACAGCUGCAACAGUUUUGUGUGAGACUGAAUUAAAAAUGAGCCUAAAGCUAUUAGCAAAAUAAAAAAUAAUGACUCUUUUAUGUUUAUGUAGAUCAUAUAAAUCUUUAUUUCAUGUUGUCUUUAUUUGUACCAAUGUAUAGGCCUACUGCAACUUUAUGACAUCUCUUUGAUUUUAAACUUUCAAAGAUAAAACACAGCCCCUCCUUAAACCCUCUUCAGGAUAUAUACAGGCAACAAAGAAGCAGUGUUUAAAAAUGUAUGUGUUUGCAAUGAAUGUAAGUGCUCUAGUCUUCAUCUCACGUUCGCCUAAGUGUACAUGAUUUUAAACACUUAAAUCAUAAUUUAAAUAUUAAUAAUUUCUGUUUAAAGAGGUUUAAAACACUUUAAAAGAAAUUAGGCAUGUAUCACAAGAAAGAAAAAUUAUAUAAAUAAUGCCUUCCUUGAGGAUGGUGCUUCAUGUCUUAAAUGUCCAAAAAGGUCAGUUUCAUAUGCAAAAGAAUGAGACUUGAAUGACAAAAAUGGUUAAGAACACUUUAAAUUGUUUUUGUUCUUAGUGUAUAAUAAACCUAAAUUCGAACAUACCUAUAUUCGAACUA